Messenger RNA from Chara braunii, 2094 nucleotides. The record is from the annotation of a GenBank genome assembly. NCBI's taxonomy places the organism in Eukaryota, Viridiplantae, Streptophyta, Charophyceae, Charales, Characeae.
CAGGUUUGGCAGCAAGGCCCUAUCCUUCAUCCACAGAGUCCUAGCACCUAAGACAGAAGAGACUCAAUGCAGAAAGAGUAGACAGACAACUCAGCAAGUACCGUGGGGUAAAUGCACAUCCACAGGGUGGCACAGCUGGCUUGCGAGUUUGAAAAGGGAAAACGCAUGAAAGAGGGCCGCAGGAUAGAUUGGGCUGCUGCAAGCCCUUAUCUUCCCGUAUCUUCGGCUUCUGCAGCUGCGAAGUUCGGCAAGGCAGCCUUGUCCUCCAGUGCAGUGUCACCUCCAGACAUGCCUGGUGGAGACAAAUGGAGCACAAGGAGCUCCCUGGUAUCGAGGAGCCCCCCCCCAGGUCCACAAAGGGUUUCAACAGGCCCAUUCCCAGUGGAUCGGAACACGGGACCCCAUGGGACCUCAGCUGGUGGUGGAAAGGAUGUAGGUAAUGGAGCAUGCGUAUGGAGAGUUGUCAAGCCUAACGACAAACCUAAUGACGGAACUCACAGUAGUCAUGCAACUAUGGCUACGAUGGGUAAUGGUAAUAAUUCAUUGCCUGUUUCGAGAGCUGGAGAAGGGUCCUCCUCCGGCAGCGCAACCGUCCCCGGCGAUUCAAGAACAAUAAACCUCUGUGGAGAUGUGUCGUCUCACAGGCCAACGUCAACGGACUGCAAUGGCACUCUUAGAGGUUCAGAAGGACACAGAUCACAAGUGGACAGUGAGCAUGAGCGUAGAAGGCAGCCACUAAAUGACAGAACUGUGAGAUCUGAACCAAGCUCCUCCAGCUCAGCCAAGAGUAGUGAAGACUCUAAAAAGCUGGAUUUGACAGAGUUGUUCCCUCAUCUGUUCCCAAAGGCACGGCCACCUCCCGAUGCAGUCCAGUCAGAGGGAUGUUAUCAGUCUUCUCAGGCAGCUUCAACAUCUGCACGUGUAGAUCAACGACUGACUUCGACUGUGGCGCAGACGUCAACACGAAUCUAUCAACAGUCUUCUCAAACUGCGGGGGAGCCGCAUGUUUCGGAUCGUUGGGGAGUUGCUGCUUUGUCGCCUCAUGCAGAGACACGCUGUCUGUCGAACGACAGCCACAGCAAAGGUUCUGGUUCCCUCGGCAGCGUAUCUGCGCAAGCUGGUGCACCUGGAAUAGCAGGUGGACCUGGAUUGUCGGCUUCCCCCCGUGGAGCUGCAGGGCCACCACUUCCGUCAACUGCAUCAUACAGGCGCCCUCCCAAGGGGAAGUACAAUCCCUUUGCAGUAGAGAAUCAGCGCACUUGCGCAGCACUAGGGCAACAGAACCAACCAAUAUCUCAUUCGCAAGAGCAUAGAGAUUCAGCGGAUGCAGGAGGAAGCAAACACACUUCGGGGAUGUUUCCGUGGCCAUACCGGGUGAUUUCAGGGGGCCAGAAUCACAGGGUGAGAGAGAGCAAGUCGUUGGAAUCUGCUGUGGUGGUUCAUUUACUACCCAGAUCAAUUGUUACUGUUCUUGAACAGGAUGGCCCAUGGAUGAGAGUUUCGAUGCCCGAGGCAGGGCAAGGCUGGACUCUUGCAUGGCAUCAGGGGGAGCAGUAUCUUGAGAGGAUGAACGAUGUGACCGGCAACUCCGUGCGCACCGGACCCAAUGGUGUGACCACUCAAGGUGCGUCUUCACUCCCUUCGGGGUCGAAGUCAGCGAGUCCGAAUGGGGACCUCGGGAGAGCUGUCUCUUCAGCAGAUGAUGUUAGCCAAGCCGUUCCGCAGGAUACUCUUACGCAUGAGCUGUGCAAUGUGUGCAUGCGGCGCCGAGCAGACUUCGUUCUCCUUGAUUGCAAGCAUUUGGGACCUUGUUAUACUUGUCAGUCGACAAAGCCAGUUGUGCGAUGCCCGCGUGCAAAUUGUGGCAUGCCAGUGAAGUCUGCAAUACGUGUCUUUCGGUGAAAUGGUAACUGUAAGCGAGGAGGGCCAAAAAAAAAAAAAAAAAAAAAAAAAAAAAGCGAGGAGGGCCAAUAUGUUGGCUAGGGGAGAAAAACACAAGCCGGGGGGGGGUUGGAGAGGCAGGCAAAGGGGUCACAAGCCUGUCUCUUAUACACAUCUAGAUGUGUAUAAGAGACAGGCUGAAGGCUUGGCGAG